This is a messenger RNA of Gavia stellata (red-throated loon), 3006 nucleotides long. It is a transcript of the gene GSS, whose product is annotated as glutathione synthetase. Gene Ontology annotation, molecular function: ATP binding; glutathione synthase activity; glutathione binding. Gene Ontology annotation, cellular component: cytosol. Gene Ontology annotation, biological process: glutathione biosynthetic process. The coding region runs from base 5 to 1429 and encodes 474 amino acids. The transcript is spliced from 12 exons. Lineage: Eukaryota; Metazoa; Chordata; Aves; Gaviiformes; Gaviidae. The record is from RefSeq and is a predicted model, not a curated record.
GGCCAUGGCUGCGCCGUGGGAAGACGUCCUGCGGAACAAGCCGGCCAUCCAGGAGGCCGCGUCGGUGGCUGUUGACGCGGCGCUUCUGGAAGGCGUCCUGAUGCGGACCGAGGGGGAGCCCAACGCGUCGGAUGUGGUGAAUUAUGCUCCCUUAACGCUGCUCCCAUCCGCAGUACCAAGUGCCCUGUUUGAACAAGCAUACGCUGUUCAGCAAGAUUUUAACCUGCUGGUGGAUGCUAUUAGUCAAAACAAAGAAUUCCUGGAGCAUACUCUGGCCAGCACCAUCAAGGUAGAUGACUUCACAGCUCAACUCUUCAGAAUCCACAUGCAAGUUUUGGAGGAAGGCUUGGCUCAGUCUGUGUUUUUAGGCAUAAACCGCUCUGAUUACAUGUUUGACUGUGGGGUGGAUGGGACUCCAGCUUUGAAGCAGAUAGAAAUAAACACCAUUGCUGCCAGCUUCGGAGGCCUCACCUCCCGUACUGCAGUGGUCCACGGGCGGGUAUUGAAAGUGCUGGGAAAGUCUAAGGAGGCAUCGCGCCUGCUGCCCAACAACCCAUCAAAAGGGCUUGCCUUGGGUAUUGUGAAAGCCUGGGAGCUCUACGGUUCUCAAAGUGCUGUGGUGAUGUUUCUGGUGGAGGAAGUCCAGAGGAACAUUUUUGAUCAGCGAUGUGUGGAAAAUGAGCUUUGGAACAGGAAUAUUCGGGUCAUCAGGAAGCGAUUCAGAGAUGUGUUUGAAAAGGGGUCUCUGGAUGAUGCCAAGAGGCUGUAUAUGGACGGCCAGGAGGUAGCAGUGGUGUACUACAGAGAGGGCUACGUGCCAAAGAACUACGACCAGCAGAACUGGGAGGCACGGUUGUUGCUGGAGAGAUCGAGGGCAGUGAAGUGCCCUGACAUUGCUACCCAACUCGCAGGCACCAAGAAGGUCCAGCAGGAGCUGAGCCAGCCAGGGAUGCUGGAGAGAUUACUGCCCGGCCGUGCCGAGGCUGUCACUCGAAUACGAGCAACGUUUGCUGGACUCUAUUCCCUGGAUGUGGGUGAAGAGGGUGACAAGAUAGCCGCUAUGGCUAUCGCUGACCCCGACCGGUUUGUGCUGAAGCCACAGCGAGAAGGUGGAGGGAACAAUCUCUAUGGUGAAGAGCUCAGGCAGGUUCUGGAGAAGAUCAGAGACAGCCCUGAGAGAACCUCCUACAUCUUGAUGGAUAAGAUCAAACCACAGCCAUCAAUGAAUUACUUGCUGAGGGCUCACAGUCCCCUGCAAGUGUCCGAGUGCAUCUCAGAGCUCGGUAUUUUUGGUGUCUAUGUCAGACAGGGCAAAGAGAUGGUGAUGAACGAGGUUGCCGGCCACCUCCUGCGGACGAAGGCGAUCGAGCAUGCAGACGGCGGGGUAGCCGCUGGGGUGGCGGUGCUGGACACUCCUUACUUGGUGUGAGGAGGCGAUGCCCCAUCCCGCCCACCUCGCUCUGCUGCCCGAAGAGCUGAUCUGCCGCAGCGAUGUUCUCCCUAGGGUGCGCUUACCAAGGUCUGACGUGUUGGGGACUGUGAGGAGGGACUGUGUGGACACAACUGCUCAAACACCCUGUGUGCCAGCCCCAGCUUCUCCUCUGCAAUUCCUCCUGCAGGAAGAAGGGACUCCCUUGCGCUGUCUGCCCAGGGGGCCUGGCCCUGUGCGCAUCCCAGCUGUGAUCUCCCAGCACGGCAUUGGCCUGGGUGUUUCCUCCGGGUCUAGCCUGCGGGCAGGGGUACAUACAGCAAAGCUGAAGGGUGAAUGUGCCACAACAGGCACUUGCGCUGGUCCUAGUUUUGUGCUCCUUGAUGCUGCGUUAGAGACACACAAACCGAAAGCCUGGGGACUGGGAGGAGAAAGGUGUAUGUGUAAGUAACAGCCUUAAUCUGUGGGAUGUGCCUUCAUCAGUGCCUCUGUGCUUUCCAGGUUAAAGAGGGGAGCCCAGCUCCACAUGCCUGUGGCCUCUCCAGCCCUCCUUCAGGUGCUGCUGCUGCCCUGAUUUCGACUUUGCCCUGCACCUGAGGCAAGGGACAGCUGCCCUGAUGUAAUUUGCCGAGGGCCUCUUGCUUGCUUUUGCUUGCCCAACUCCUGCUUUGCUGGACUGGGUACUCAUUCCAAAUAAUGCCCCUGUGCUACACAAGGCAGGCCGCAGUGCAGAGUGCAUCUGGCAGGCCCUGUCCUCCCCAGGGGAGGGCUGCAGCUGCUCCUGUUGUCUCUUGCAGCCAUGUCCAACAGAUCCCCACAGGGAUCCCUCAAUGAUGGUGGCAGAUCCAGCAUGAUUGGAGCCUUGUGUCACAGGCAGUGUGUCCAUAAACCCCGAAUCCCCAAGGGUGCAUGUCGUGCACCAAGCAUCUGCCCAUAUGGCCCAAGAGUGGUGUCAGGGAGCCCUGACCUGGGUAAUGGUGCUGCUGGGACUGGGAGCUUUGCAGCAGGGAAGUGACAGAAUUGCAGGAGAGGCUGAGUGAGUGCAGCCCCAACUGCCAAGCGCUUCACUCUGGGACUGGCACUGGCGGAGAGUGAGAUGUGGCUCCCUCCAGGUUUCAUAGAAUCAUAAAUCAUUUAGGUUGGAAGAGAAAUUUAAGAUGAGCAAAAGUCCAACCAUAAACCUAACCCUGAAUGAAUCAGUGGGAACAGCGCAGCAGUGGAGGCAUCUAGAGGAGUGCAGGCUCUCCAUCCCCACCUCAGCCGAGCAGUUCAAGGGGAGACAUAAGAGAUGUACCUUUCUGGCAGUGCCCUGGUAAAGCACCCAGGCAGCCUCAGCUCUGCCCUUUUAGUGACACCAGAGAGAAGCAGCGUAAAGCCACUAUUUCUGAAGAAUGAAUGUGCUGAUUGACAGACCUGCAGCCUGUGCAGCGGCGCUGCAUGCUUCAAUCAUCAAUCUGUCACCUUGGAAAGAUUUCAGCUCUGUAAGUGUGACUGAUCCUGUGAUUCCUGGGUAGUUGUUUUGUUGGGGGGGAGUCGAUUACCCUCAGCCAGAGAUUAAAAUGUACAUGCAAUCUGAA